AUGUCUGAUUAUUUCUGCCAGCGCUGGAAGCAUUCGUUAGCGCCAGAGAUCAAGAAAUGCGCCUGGAGUAGCGAGGAAGACCAAUUGCUCAUCAAACUGCAUCGGGAACAUGGUCCAAAAUGGGCAGUAAUCUGCGACUUUAUUCCAGGCCGCACCGACGACGCUUGCUCUAAACGUUACCGUGAGGCGUUGGACCCAGCGCUCAAGAGGGCCCCUUGGACACCCGAAGAGGAUGCGAGGCUGAUCAGCGCUUUUGAAAGGCUAGGCAGCUCAUGGGUACAGAUCGGACAGAUACUGGGAAGGGGUGGCUUGGAUUGCAGGAACAGUCCUGCUGCAACAUCGGCGCCGCUUUCCGCGCUCCCUGUCGAGGGACCGGAUUUAAUGAACAACUGGCCCCCGUACUAUCCCCCGGAAAUGUAUCCUUUGCCUUCGUCGGGAGAGUCGUCGCACACGCAUGUUAUCCGCGAAUCCACUCCAGAGCACCACGUUACGGUUUCCCCUCACGUAGCCCCGUUCAACUUCAGCUCCUCUUCGCUCAGCACUGCCCUGUCGGCACCACUGCGAUCCAAGCCCUUGCCCUCGGACAACUCGGAUGCCGUACGACCCAGUCAUCACCGCCCAUUGUUCCAUUCACAAUCUCAGCCCCAAUCUCAAGCAACUUCUCCUCUCAUCCUCAAUGGCACUAUCAAUACCAAUACCCAGGAUAUUGUUAUGUCGCAGGACGACACUAUCGAUACCACCAUGGACAAUACCGACAAUGGAUCUUUCCUAGGUUUACAGCAAUUCGACAACUUCAGUUUCACCGGACCGUUGCAAUCAUUGCCCUUCCCCUUCCCGAGCAAAGAUGUCACCUUUCCCGAACCCGCCAUUAACCACGCUGUGUCCCCUAUAUCUCCUUCAGUGGUCAACCUACCCGAACCACUCCAGUUCGGCGAAACGGAUCAACCUGCUACACAAGGUUCUUUGUUGUUCUCUGUCGCUCCUCCCGGGCCUAUCAGGACGAGGAAACCCCCUGUUCAGUCUCAGCGUAAGGCGACGCCGAGACUCUCUUCCACUUUGAGGUGUUCCGACCCGAACAUUCGUCCAUAUGCCUGUGGUUACGAAUCGUGUUGGUCAGAGGCGGACCCUAGUAAACGGGUCUGCUUUUACACUUCAGGAGAGCUGAACACCCAUAUCAAAGAGGUACACACAUCCGACAAGCCUGUUGAAUCUCCUUGGAGGUGCGGCCUCGAAGGCUGUAGACAGAAGUACAAGUCCGAGAAUGGUAUACAGUACCAUUUGCAAGCGUCCAAAGUUCACUUCCAGGACGCAGUGCAGUCCUUCCUAUCCCAACAUAGUACCGCCGCGGAAGCUUCACAAGAUCCUUCAUCUUCUCCCGGAAAAGACCCCGAGAAGAAACAAAGGCGGUAUAUGUGCCCUCGACCUGGAUGUGUCAAAGCCUUCAAGCAGGCAAGUGGGCUCAGAUAUCACCUUGCUCACGGCCAUCCUUCGUCUAAGCCCGUACAGAUAGCGGAAAUGCCUCCGGAAAUACGCAACGCUAUUCCAAAGCCUAUCCGGAAUCUGCGUCAGAAGUCUCCCGAAUUGCCGCCUGCCCUAACCACCGCCAUCUCCACUGCUUGAUCUGUGGCUUUUCAUGCUCACGAACCAGCUCGACUUUCCAGCGGUUUGACUACGACUAUUAUUUCUCGCAAAUUCGGACCUUCUUUGUCGCAAGAGCGCGUAUGUGCCUGCAGGACUUUGCUGUGUGUCGCCCUUUUCUUUCUGGCUUUGAUACAUUUGCUCCAGCGCUAUAAUUCUAACUCAUAUAUCCUAAUCUUUUUCGUCCAUUGGUUAUGAUUCCUUGUGUCCCAAAUAUCAUGUCACGAAAU
Molecule: messenger RNA, 1868 nt
Organism: Coprinopsis cinerea okayama7#130
Lineage: Eukaryota; Fungi; Basidiomycota; Agaricomycetes; Agaricales; Psathyrellaceae
Exons: 7
Coding region: 1-1620 (539 amino acids)
Source: RefSeq, a predicted model, not a curated record